AACCACUAGCAGAGCGGUUUUGCCCGCGGGGGCUCUGUCAAGCGACUCGCUACCCACACUGCGAGGUUUUCUUUGAAAGUUGGGAUUUCAUCUCGGGAUGCCGGCGAACGCGCAGUCUUCGGUUCAUCUUGUUCCGUCGACACCGUCGUUGCUUCUCGCAACUACCUCCUCAAAAUCACUAGUAUUACCUUUCUUGGCCCCUGCGUUUAAGGCCAUCUCGUCCACUCAACUUUCGACGGCUAGUGCUGGACCUACCGCACAUUAGACUGAUGCCUCCGAGACUAAUUCCGGAGGCAUGGAGAAGCAAAUAUCCUCACGCACCUUUACCAUUGCCAUUGUGGUCACAGCAGUCGGCACAUGUCUGCUGUCCUUACUCGGGUAUUACCUCUUCACUAUUUGGCGGCGCAGGGUAAAGCAACGAGCUCAUGAGGAAGAGAAGGAUGGCAACGCCGCUCUUGACCGAGCUAUUGUGAGCUACACCGGUAAGGAGCAGUCCAACCCGCCAGGGCUGUCAGCACCGGAAGGACCACAGAAAUCCCAGCCGGCAAUGACGACGGCAAUCCACGCAAAUUUGGGCUCCGCGGGGGUUGACAACCCUGCGGAACCCUCGCCCCGAUCAAUCCAUGAACUCCCAGCCCCGACCGCGGUUCAAGGACAGGCACUUGAAAAAACAGUAACGUUGGAGACAGACACGUCGAGGUCGCUAAGGAGGACGGCAUCCUCACACUUUCUGGACAGCGCCGAACGGGUUUACGCGUGCAUUCUCGCGAGCCCACUAGAGCGUAUGAGGACCUGGUCCACGCCGAGCCCGGCGCCUCGGGAUGAUGUCGGCUGGCCCUUGGCACCCAAGGGGGGUUGGCUAUGAAGAUGUAGCUUGGAGGCUCGAUUAGAAAGAAACAAAUGGCCAUACCAGCUUAUUUAGAAUCGGGCUUUAGAAUGGAUCAGUUUUAGAUUUAACUCUCGUGUUAUUCCUAUUG
Molecule: messenger RNA, 977 nt
Organism: Chaetomium fimeti
Lineage: Eukaryota; Fungi; Ascomycota; Sordariomycetes; Sordariales; Chaetomiaceae
Exons: 2
Coding region: 296-865 (189 amino acids)
Source: RefSeq, a predicted model, not a curated record